AGGCCCCGCUCUGGUUGGCUAAUCUUCCUUUCAUUUCAACACCCGCUUUUGCCUCCGAGCGAGCCCUAGGGGUUUCAGACAGGUGUGAUGGACGUUAUAACGUUGGUACUGUCUCUGGUUGUCUUGGCUAUUUCAGCGCAUCUUUUAUUUGCGGGAAAUUAUCCAAAUGCUCCACCAUGCAUUAAAGGAUGGAUCCCCUGGUUUGGUGUGGCAUUCGAGUUUGGGAAAUCUCCGCUGACUUUCAUAUCUCAAGCCAGAGAUAAGUAUGGACCUGUCUUCACUGUUGUUGCGGCUGGCAAGCGAUUGACCUUUGUGACCCUUCAUGAAGACUUUCGCACAUUUUUCAUGUCCAAAGAUGUGGAUUUUGAGCAGGCAGUCCAAGAGCCUGUCCAUAACACAGCUUCCAUCAGCAAGGAGAGUUUUUAUAAGUUCCACCCAGCAUGCAACACUCUGAUCAAGGGCCGUCUGACCCCAGGCAAUGUGGCUCAGCUGACUGACCACUUGUGUGAAGAGUUCAACGACCACCUGGAGACGCUGGGGGACCAGGGCUCUGGGGGACUCAACGAGCUGGUCAGGGCCGUAAUGUACCCUGCUGUGAUGAGUAACCUACUGGGGAAGUAUAACUCUCCAGGCAGUCCCUUUACCAUGGAGCAGUUCAAGGAGAAGUUUGCCAUCUACGACGAGGGCUUUGAGUACGGCUCCCAGCUACCAGACAUGUUCCUCAGGGAAUGGGCCAGUUCCAAAUGCUGGCUUCUGUCUCUAUUGGGGAACAUGGUGGUCAAAGCAGAGGAUGACGAGACAUCCAGUGAAUCAGGCAACAGGACGUUACUGCAACACCUUGUCACCUUAAUCACAGAUAAAUUCCUGCCCAACUAUGGAUUACUGAUGUUAUGGGCAUCGCUUGCCAAUGCAAUUCCAAUUACCUUCUGGGCUGUAGCCUUCAUCUUGUCCAAUCCCACAGUUUACCAGACAGCCAUGGAGCAGAUCAGUGCAGCACUCAAAGACCAAGACACCAGGAAGACCAAGGUGACCGCUGAAGAGCUGCAACAGAUGCCCUAUGUGAAGUGGUGCAUCCUGGAAGCCAUCCGGCUUCGGGCCCCUGGAGCCAUCACACGCAGAGUGGUCCGACCCCUCAGGAUACAGAACUACAUCAUUCCACCAGGGGACUUGUUAAUGGUGUCUCCUUACUGGGCCCAUCGGAACCCACAUUACUUCCCUGAACCAGAGGAGUUCAAACCGGAACGAUGGGAGAAGGCAGAUUUAGUAAAGAAUGUCUUCUUGGAAGGGUUUGUGGCAUUUGGAGGAGGCCGAAACCAGUGCCCAGGAAGGUGGUAUGCCAUAAUGGAACUCCACAUGUUUGCUGCCUUGAUUCUCUUCAAGUAUGAUGUCACUCUCAUGGACCCGUUGCCUAAACCUAGCAAUCUCCAUCUGGUAGGGACCCAACAGCCUGAGACUCCCUGCACAGUGCAGUACAGACACCGGUAGAGCUGACCUGCCCUGCCAAGCAAUGCCACACAAGGGCACUGUGCUCUACAGUCCUGUCCAAACACCUGCCAAAUAGUUUUUUAUCAAUGGAGCCACUUUCAGGAAGUUAUUUAAAGAGCUUAGUUAAAAAAGUUGUAUAUUUUAAAGAACUUAUCUAGAACUUAUAUAAUGAUACUACUUCUGAAAAUGCAGGAGAUGGUGGAACCGUUUUCAAAUGAAUUGGUCUUUCCCUUUUUAUUAUUUUUACCCAACCAACAGUGUUUCUAACCGUACAUUCCCUUCCUGCCCAGUCCAACAGCUGAUUAUGGAUUUGUACAGACAUUGAUCAGUAUUUUGUGAUGUAAUAGAAUAUAAUCUGAUAGAUUCUGACCCAUACAGAAAAUAUUCACUGCACGUGGCAUCAGUAUGAAACCUGUAUUGUAUUUAUGCACUAUUAUUACUAUGUACUGACCAUUUUAUAUAUGGCAUCAUACCUCACUUUAUGAACAAAGUCUGAGGUUGCUUUGCCUCAAUAUAGGCCUACUAGAUCUGGCUUGUCUUAAUAAAGGGUUAAAUGAA
Messenger RNA from Salvelinus fontinalis (brook trout), 2043 nucleotides. It is a transcript of the gene cyp39a1, whose product is annotated as 24-hydroxycholesterol 7-alpha-hydroxylase. NCBI's taxonomy places the organism in Eukaryota, Metazoa, Chordata, Actinopteri, Salmoniformes, Salmonidae. Gene Ontology annotation, molecular function: iron ion binding; oxidoreductase activity, acting on paired donors, with incorporation or reduction of molecular oxygen; heme binding. The transcript is spliced from 12 exons. The record is from RefSeq and is a predicted model, not a curated record. Gene Ontology annotation, biological process: bile acid biosynthetic process; cholesterol homeostasis. The coding region runs from base 88 to 1485 and encodes 465 amino acids.